This is a messenger RNA of Amphiprion ocellaris (clown anemonefish), 9802 nucleotides long. RefSeq lists its product as uncharacterized. NCBI's taxonomy places the organism in Eukaryota, Metazoa, Chordata, Actinopteri, Pomacentridae. Gene Ontology annotation, molecular function: nucleic acid binding; zinc ion binding. Gene Ontology annotation, biological process: DNA integration. The transcript has 3 exons. The coding region runs from base 3401 to 6862 and encodes 1153 amino acids. The record is from RefSeq and is a predicted model, not a curated record.
GUGUGUGUGUGUGUGUGUGGGUGUGCGUGUUAAAAGCUUUAGAUGUUGCUUUAGCAGGGGGCCACAGUGAAGGGCUUUCUCUGUCAGAUCAGCUGCCCUGAGCUCAGUUUCUAAUCCGUGGCUGCAACAAUCUGCUCUGUCCUCCUAAAACGGCACUCAGAAGCCUGUUUGCUAUAAUAACUAGCAAUGGUAACCAUUUGUGGCAGACGCCACAACUGGUUACCAUUUUAAAUUAGUUGUUAGAAAUUCAGGAUAAUAGCUAUAUAUGUCAUAUUUUUGAAUUUUUAUCUCAAAAAAAAUCCAGAAUCACAGGGGAAUGAGUGGCGCAUUGUGCUCUAUAUUCUUAGUAAAGGUAGAUGACAAAAAAUGGGAAAGACAGUGUUGGAAUUAGACAAACUGCAGGGAUGGACAAGCAACGGUCAGCAUUCGGUAUAUUAUUCAGGGUUUUGUUGCUGCUGGGUGGGUUGGCUGGCACACAACAAAUGUACAAGAAGUGUUUACAGUCUGUAGCAACUUUAGUUUUCCUUCAAUUGAUUAUGAUAGAAAUGCCCCCUUGGAAUCAAAACAGACUAAUAUUUUUUUCUAUUUAACACCAAUGUUAAGUGAGGAAUGUCUUUAAGAUGACAAAUAUUGAUUUUAAAGUCUGCAAAAAAAGACAAGAGUGGUAUCCUAUGGGAUGGAGAAUGUGGUCAUUUUUGUUUAACGGUGCCUUGAGGGUUAGUAUAUACAGCCAGUCGGCUGAUUGAAUCAAUUCAUGGUGGGAUUUAAGACCACCGAAACAUCACCUAAAUACGCCCCUGAAAGACUUUUGUAUACUGCGCCAAUAGCUUAAUGUGGACAUGGCAUUUUGUUGCCUGAAAAACAACAUUUAUUGCACUGUUAAGUGGAAGUUAGCGAGCCAGGCAGAGUAGAUCCCAGUUGUCCUGCUGGAAGCAUAGACAGAAAAUCAAAAUAUAUAUAAGACAAAUGCAGUCAGCAAGACAUCACCAACUGGUUUGAGGACGGACGUCAAACCGCAAAGUUUUGGAAAUCUUUUGAAACCAGACAUAAUGAGCAAGUGGUGGAUCUGACAGGAGCAAUUCUAUUACGACAGACUAAUGUACGAAGUCACAGAAAUAAUGUAUGGACUGUUCAAAUUACAGACAGGACUAAGCAAUGGCUAAUGCUUGUAGCAAAUGAGGUACGUAAAUAAAUUACCUGAUAGAUAGAUAGAUAGAUAGAUAGAUAGAUAGAUAGAUAGAUAGAUAGAUAGAUAGAUAGAUAGAUAGAUAGAUAGAUAGAUAGAUAGAUAGAUAGAUAGAUAGAUAGAUAUUUGUCAAUUAGUGCACUCAGAAUCCUGACAAUGUAAUGUACAAGAGUGAACGGUCUUAAACCCAUUCUAUUUAUGUUAAAACAUGGACCACCUUCUUGCAGUCUAGGAACAUACGCUGCAAGUGGACAAAGUUCUCACCUGAUGUCAUCAUCAAAGACAACUGGGCCUAAACAUUGAGUUAGGUGCUUUUAAAUUGGACUUACAACUCGACUGGAAAGCUUACAUGCAACCUUUGCCAACAGGGGCUCCACUUAGUCAACAACAGUAGCCCAGUCUCAGAUUGAUGGAGGGCAUCGUGAGCACCUCGUACCAAAAAUUCACAACGUUUGAGAACACCAAUGCAAUGAAUAAUCCCAUUUAGACCGAAUUAAUACAAAUGUUGUACCAAAACUCAAUGAGAUUUACUGUAAAUUUAAAUACAAAAUAGAAUUUUAAGUAGUCGUGGUAAUAUAUGAAAAAGCCUUUUUCACAAAAUCAAAGAAACUUGGUACAGUCUGGGACCCUAAACAUUUUCCCAAAUGGAGCCAUCAGAAGCAUCUCAUGGCAACCAUGGCAGCCAUUUUACUUUCUGCCAGAAUCUCAUUACAUACUUUGUAUCACAUCUCAUGAACCAAACACUAAAACACAGAAAGAUUGAUGUCUGCACAUACAUUUUGAUGGUCAGGGAUUUCAAUGAUACCAAAUACAUGCAUCGUAACCUGUUUAGGUGACAAGUUACCAGUGAAUUCAGAGAAAUCACAGUAUCUGAAAACUUAAGAUUUCAUAAUAUUAUGGCUGUGGCAUUCUCGUUGUGUAGAGUUUUCAAAGCUUAAACCUAUUGUUCAAGAACCCUGUCAAUAUGGUGGCUGUAAAGAGAACAGUAAUAUUCAAUGUGACCUUCUUAGCUUCAAAUAAAUCUGUCAAACACAAAGACUUCUUUCUGCAGUGUGAUUAAUGCCUCUCAUGCACAGUAUAACUGCAUGCAUUUACUAAAGUUGACAGAGACACUGUAGGUGCACGGCAGCCUCUGCAACUACACUACAUGAAUCACUGUUUGCUCACACAAAGCAGGGGAAUGCUGCCCUUGCACCGAGUGGGUGGUUGUGUAAAACACUGUAUACAGCAGAAAUAAAAGUGAUAAGAUGCCAGGGUUUUAAAAAGUCACACCCACCAGGACGUUACCAGACACACUCCCACAAACUUCUAACAUGGCUGCGCGCCCACAUAUAAAGCGAUCCACAUAUAAAGGAAUGAAAAGCGAACAUAAUCCCAAUCAACCUCCCACCACACUCACACCAAAACCGAGUGAAGGAACAAAGUCAGAUAGUGAAGUGUGUGUGCUCAGCCGUGGCCGGGAACAUGAUGAUGUGUCUGUGUGUGUGUUGUGGGCUGCACAGUGGACAGAAUUAAGGUAAUUUCACGGCCUGGUGGUGCUGACUUGUAGCUGCUUGCGCUUCUUGUUGCUGCAGUACGACCACUGAAAUGUACACGUAGGUGGAAAUGCUGUUGUGAGAGCUGGAGACCACUUCAAAACCCAUAAUAAUAGCGCUGAUAUCAAGGUCUAAUACUAAUAUUUGGGGGGCUUAUGCUGUUCACAGAUGACGAUGAUGAUGUUUUUUUCAAAAUAGACCCUUUAAAUGACAUUCUGUUGGACAACAAAUGAAAGUAUUCAGGUUUUCUCCUGCAUUUUGUCUUGUUAUUCAGCAUACACUAAAAGCGUUUAGUCAGAUUACUACCUCUGCUGAUAAAAAUAAGAACGUAAACUGAUUAGCUAUAGAAUAAACAUAACCAAUCCAACUGUACAAUACUAACAGGACACACGUGAUGUGAUCGUUGAAGUAGUACCAGUAUUGUGGCGUUAGCUGUUUUAUUGUGAAAGGCCCAACAGGAUGUGCCCGUUGUUAUGUGCCGGAGCUUGUGUUGUAACGUGAAUGGCUUUGAACCAGACGCAUAUAAAAAGUGUUCUGAAGCUCUACAAAUGUGUCGCUUGAUUACCUAUGCCUAACAACACGACAUGGUGUCAGAAGUGGAGCGGCAGUAAGAGCGUCAGGGUGAGAAAAGGAGCAGUUCUCGGAGCGAAAAAGUGACUUUUCUUUUCGGGACUGAAAGAUGUCGCAAGGAGAAGCGGGAGCUAGCGCGGAAGCGGUGCGGCCUCGCUCGCCCCAGCAACAGGUAAACAGCAGAGAUAAUUCCAAUCCACCCCCGAACGCCACAUUCACCAUUCAGCCUCCCGAGCCGUUUGAUUUCGCUAAGCCACAACAAUGGGAAAAGUGGAUACGGAGAUUUGAACGAUUCAGACAAGCUAGCAACUUGCAUCUUAGCUCAGAGGCUAACCAAGUAAACACGCUCAUCUACUGUAUGGGGGAUGAAGGGGAUGACAUCCUUCGAGGUCAAGCUUUAUCAGAAGUGCAGAGACAUCAGUACCAAGCAGUAAGAGACACCUUAGACGCAUACUGUGUGCCAAGGAAAAACAUAAUCUACGAGAGAGCCCGGUUUAACCAGAGAGUGCAGCAAGUUGAUGAAACUGUUGACUCCUUUGUCACCGCGCUUUAUGCUUUGGCUGUAAACUGCAACUAUGGAGCUCUGCACGAUGAACUGAUAAGAGAUCGUCUCGUCGUAGGACUCGGGGACACCAGCUUAGCUGAGAGACUGCAAAUGGACAAGGAUUUGACGCUGGAGAAAGCAAUAAAUCAAGCCCGGCAGUCAGAAGUCAUAAAAAGACAACAAACCAACAUCAGAGGGGAAAAUAAAGUGGAAAUUGAUGCUGUAACGAUGAAAUUCAAGAAAAAGCCAGCAUUCAAGUCCCCAGGUCAACCCAAACAAGUAACAAAGACCAAAACAACAAACGAGAAAUCCUGCUACAGAUGUGGAAAAACCCCUGCGCAUGGAAAAGGACAGUGCCCAGCAAAGGACGUGACUUGUCGUUCAUGUGGAAAAAGAGGACAUUACAGUAAAGUGUGUAAAUCUGUAAAGUCAGUGCAUGUGAUUGAAACUGAGAAAUGUGUCACUCCUAUGUUUUUAGGUUCUGUAGAUGCAGGUUCAGAUCCUUGGUAUGCAGACCUUAUGAUCAGAAACCACAAAGUCAGAUUUAAGAUAGACACAGGAGCGGAUGUUUCUGUUAUCCCGGCCCAGAUGUACUACUGUAUAAACCAAAAUGAGACAGGGUUAUGUAAACCAAAUAGACCAUUGUUUGGACCAGGUGGUACUCCACUCAAUGUGUUGGGUAUGAGCAAGGAAACAUUGUGCAAAGGGGAACAAGAAAUACAAGAGGAUAUGUAUGUGAUCAAAGAUUUGCACAUUGCGCUGUUAAGCAGACCAGCUAGUGUCAAGCUAAAUCUUGUGUCUAGAGCAGAUAGCAUAGACUUGAAAAUGCUAAAUGAGAGUUACCCAAAGUUGUGUCAGGGAUUGGGUUUAAUGCAACAACCUUACACUAUUAAGUUGAAGCCUAAUGCUGUGCCUUUUUCCCUGGCCACUCCAAGGCGGGUCCCCAUUCCUUUACUAGGAAAAGUGAAAAAGGAACUGGAAAGAAUGGAAUCCAUGGGAGUAAUCAGCAGAGUUGAAGAGCCAACUGAAUGGUGCUCAGGGAUGGUUCCAGUGCCAACCAAAAAUGACUCUGUGCGUAUUUGUGUUGACCUAACUCACCUCAACGAAGCAGUGUGCAGAGAAAAGUACAUCCUGCCCUCAGUUGAACAGACACUUGGAUCCCUGUUCGGGGCAAAAGUCUUUAGUAAGUUGGAUGCAAACAGAGGCUUUUGGCAGGUUCCAUUGUCACCAGAGUCAGCACACUACACAACAUUCAUUACUCCUUUCGGACGCUACCACUUCAAUAGACUUCCUUUUGGAAUAGCCUCAGCCCCAGAGCAUUUUCAGCGGAAAAUGUCAGUGAUUCUAAACGGGUUGCCAGGCGUGGUUUGUCAUAUGGAUGACAUCCUCAUUUGGGGACAGGACCAGCAAGAGCACAACACGAGACUUCACACUGUGCUAAACAAACUACAAGAGGCCGGAUUAAACAUGGAAAAAUGUGAACUGAGCAAGCAAGAGGUAAAGUUCCUCAGACACGUUUUGUCUGCGGAGGGAGUCCAACCUGACCCGGACAAAAUCAGAGCUGUCAAAGAAAUGAAAGAGCCGUCAAACGUUAGUGAAGUAUGCAGCUUUUUAGGGAUGGUCAACCAGUUAGGUAAAUUCAUUCCCAGACUGGCUGAAAAGGACAAGCCCCUAAGAGACUUGCUGUCGAAGAAGAAUCAGUGGGUUUGGAGUUGUGCGCAACAAAAAGCAUUUGAUCAGCUGAAAAGUGAGCUGACUCCAACACCUGUUCUCACACUCUAUGACCCAAACAAAGAACUGAAACUGUCAGCAGAUGCCUCAUCCUUUGGACUUGGAGCAGUCCUUUUUCAAAAAGAGGGUGAGCAGUGGAGACCGGUAGCAUAUGCGUCACGCUCUUUGACAGAGCAGAGGUAUGCACAGGUGGAGAAAGAGACGCUUGGACUAACGUGGGGAUGUGAAAGAUUCAAAGACUUUCUCAUCGGGAGACACUUCUCAUUAGAGACUGACCACAAGCCACUUGUCAGCCUGCUAGGACAUCAAGCCCUGACUGAGCUUCCACCCAGGAUCCAGCGGUUCAGACUCAGGCUCAUGAGGUACAGUUACUCAAUCUCACACACUCCAGGCAAAGCACUCUUCACAGCGGACACACUGUCACGCGCACCGGUCAGUCAAGAGUCGGAUUCUCAGGCUACAGCAGAACUACUGGCCGACACAAACAUUUAUGUGGAUGAAAUAAUCAAAAGUCUGCCUGCAAGCUCGAUGUACAUCACACAACUGAAAGAGCAGCUAAAAACAGAUAGCAUAUGUUCAGAAGUCAUGUCAUUUUGUCAAAGAGGCUGGCCAGAUUACAGCCGACUCACAGGCCCUAUCAAAGUAAUUUGGCCAUACAGAGACAAUCUAACCGUACAUGAUGGACUGCUACUGAAAGACACCAGGCUAGUUAUCCCUGCCACUAUGCGCGACUCUGUCCUCGUAGCAUUGCAUGAGGGACACCAGGGAAUGUCUAGAUGCAGAGAGAGAGCUAGACAAACAGUGUGGUGGCCUGGUCUGAGUGGACAAAUCAAUGAUCUUGUGAAAAACUGCACUAUAUGCAUUAAAGAACGUGCCAACCCAGUGGAGCCGUUAAUGCCCAGUGAGUUUCCAGAGAGGCCAUGGCAAAAAGUUGGAGCAGAUCUUUUUACAUUGAACAACAGCAACUAUGUUCUACUUGUGGACUACUACUCAAGAUUCGUGGAGAUGGCAAAACUGACUCCCACAAGAUCAGAGGACGUUAUAGUACACUUAAAGUCAAUAUUUUCCAGACACGGCAUUCCUGAGAUUUUCUACAGCGACAAUGGACCUCAGUUCUCAAGCCAGCAGUUUAAAGAUUUUGCCGCAACCUACGGAUUCACACACAUAACCAGCAGUCCAAGGUUUGCACGGAGCAAUGGUGAGGCUGAGCGUCAUGUCCAAACUGUGAAAAGACUUGAAGAAAGCAAAAGACCCAUAUCUCGCACUUUUAGCAUACAGAGCGACCCCAUUGGCUAAUGGCUAUAGCCCAGCUCAGUUACUAAUGGGACGGAGAAUUCGCACGCCAAUACCGCAGCUUCCUUCAUUGCUCAAUCCCAGCCUGCCAAACAAGACUUCAGUGGAGACGAGAGAGAGAGAGGAGGAUGAAGGACAGUACAGCAUUCAACAGGAGACAUCGCGUGAGAGACCUUCCUCAACUUUCACCAGGACAACCAGUGUGGAUCACGGAUACAAAGUGUGAAGGGACUGUCAUCUCAUCUCACUCCACACCACGUUCAUAUGUAGUGGAGAGCCCUUCAGGAGCCAUCAGGAGAAACAGGCAUCACCUCCAACCAUUGCCUGAAAGCACAUCAGAAAUUCAAAUGCCAAGUACACCUGUAAGACCACCAGAGGGCGUCUUACCCACACCCAAAAGUUCUGAGACUACAUCUCAGACCCCAAAGACAGCAACACCAGGUGCUGUCAAAACAAGGUUUGGCCGAGUUGUUGUGAAACCUCAAAGACUGGACUUGUAACAAAAGAAAGGUUAACUAAAAGAGAAAAGCUCGGAGAUAGACAGAGAAAAAAAAAAGUGUUUUUCAGAUAUGCAGUAAAAUGUUUAUUUUUAGUCUGCAUUGUUUUCAAGAAAGGGGGAUGUGGUGUUAGCUGUUUUAUUGUGAAAGGCCCAACAGGAAGUGCCCGUUAUGUGCCGGAGCUUGUGUUGUAAUGUGAAUGGCUUUGAACCAGACGCAUAUAAAGUGUUCUGAAGCUCUACAAAUGUGUCGCUUGAUUACCUAUGCCUAACAACACGACACAGCUCCUGUAAUCAAUGUAACCCCAGCACACAGUGUGACAGAUGAUACCUCCUCAACACUGUUCCCUCUAAGAAGCGCGCGUGCGCACUGCUGACACGGAUUCCGCGCACACAAAAUCUGCGCUGCGCACAAAAAAAAAAUCCAACCUAAAUUGUAAAUAAAAUAAACACGUAGCAAUUCAUUCUGUGCUAUUUUUCAAUGUGAGUCAGUGAGUGACCGGUGACUGGCUGCUGCAGCCAAUGAUGCGAUUCACAUACGUAUUUACCAUAGACUGUAUAUAAUGGUAUUUACGCAGCUAAUCAAUGUCAGGCGUCCUUAUGUGCAGCCACCGUUGUUCUCAUAGAUAUGAAUGAGUAGAUAGGACACGCCCCUUUGAGCUGCGUCUACAGCGAGGCUAAGCUAGUGGGGGCAAAGUUUCAGUGCAUUCCGUUGAUGUAGACGGCGUGAAAACGGAAACAAGUAUGCCGGCUCACUGUGCUGCAUACAAUUGCACACUGCGUCGUACGAUUGAGACAAGGAAACUUGGAAUGACUUUUCAUAGGUUUCCCAGAGACUAUGGGUUGAGGAGGAAUUGGAAGUUUGUCGGCUUAGACCUGGUGUCAUUCCAUCAGUGUUAAACUUCCCGGCUCAUCUUGGAAGAGUACGUGCCAGGAAGAGUACGUGCCAGAAAGACCACGACCAAGCAGCCUUGAGAUCUUAGGCAGCGUCUCCCUCAGGUCCCUCUCUAUCUCCCCACACAUCCACCAACCACUGGAACACAUCUCCAAAGUUCUGCCAGGCCAGCUCAGCUUCCCUUCAGAAGAAGUGCUGCCAGAUGAAGGAGCCUUUUGAGAGGCAGCUGGCAUCGUGAUUGGACUGUACUUUGGUCUGUUCCAAUCCAGCUUCAGCUCCAGAGACGGCAGGCGGGACGAGUCAACAGAGGCCGGAUGGACGAAGGCAUGCAGCUGAGUACAAUCCAGAAAACAACAGAGGAGGAGUGCAGUGGUCCAGGGCCAGAACAACCACAGUAGCAUCGUAUGUCUCUUAGAAAACAUCAUAGUAGAGCCUUUGGGAUGAAAAAACGCCAUCAUAUACAUCGUAUAUUGUACAAAUAACAAGUCAAAGGAAAGAGACAUACAUUGUAGAAUUGUAGUAAUUCUGGGCUGACUGGUUUACUGAUUAUCAGUAUUUUGUUUUUUACCGAUUUACGGUAAUAAAUCAAUUUUAAAAAGGCGCUACUUUGGCUCUGAACCUUGAUCUACCUGUGGUCGCUCUGUCUUCUGGAGUGAUUUGAUUGGUUAUACGUCAUGAAUAAAACUCCUUUAACUUAACAUCUGUAAACAAAACAAAAACGUAUCAACAAAGUUUUCUGUUAAAGUUUGUGUUCUUGUAAGUUUAACUCCCAAGAUUAUAAAUACUUUCAUUUACUGCAAAUGAAUAUCCAAAUGAAUAUACUCUAAAUGUUUCACUAAUAAUCAUUAUCAGCCUUAAAACCCACAAAACACCCCUCUAUACUCGACCACACUUAGUACAGUCCGGUUCCCCCUUCUAUAAAUCUGCUUGUAAUCUUCCACUUCCUGUUUGUCAAAGUGGCCUUCUACCUGGACAGGAUUUGUUGGAGCUCAUGCAACAAACAUUUUGGGUAACUGCACUUUAAUAUGGAUGGAUGACACUGAAUUCGAGUCUGUUUUAAUGAGACUGAGUUAAGAUGUGUAGCUCUGUCAUUAAAUAGGAAAUUAUUUCUCAGAAUUUACAGAGAAAAGUCUGAAAUGUUUGCUAGGUUAGCGUCCCACAUGUUCUUUGGCUCAGCUAAAGCUAACUCUCUCCAACUUCGGAUCUCUUGAGUUGCUUGUUGUUAAAAUAUCUUGCUAGAUUUGCUGAAGCUCAGAAAGUCUGAGAUGUUGGUUCAGAAUAAGCUCAUUCUCAAGUCUUACCUGAACUGUCUUCUUUUGUUUUAACUUUCCCUAAAUUUAGGAGUUAAUGAAAGAGCAGCACAUCCAGACUCGGUCUCAUUUAUGUAGAGAUUAAACUUCAGUGUCAUUCAUUGAUGUUAAAGUGCAGUUUUUCAAAUGUUUGUUGCACAUGCUCCCGACCAAACCAGUCCAGGUGGGAGACGAUGUGAAGAGAAAGCUCCAGAGGAUGAAUAUCACACAUUUACGUUGGAAAUAAAUGUCCUUUAAUUUGA